UGUGUGGUUUAGUGGUGACGUGCCACGCUGCCGGGACUAUAACUAACGCGCGCGGACAGAUCACACGCGCAAACACAGCUCGUCGAUCUCCACAGACGCACGAGGACCCGCUCUCCGUCCACCUCGCGCUCUCCUCCACACACGCGCACGCACUCGCUGGCGCGCUGCAUGCUCGUGCUAGAGGCGCACUUGUGGCUCACCUCUCAGCGCUCAGCCGUGCUCCUGAGCGCGCGCUCUCGGAAGUGGCAGCGCGAGGACGAUGAUGAUGAACUCCACUGAAGGGAACGGCACGGAAGGCUCCGGCGCGCAGCUCGCCCUGGAGAUUGGAGCUGAAAACGUGGCCACUCUGUUGGUGUUUGCGCUGAUCUUUGCAUUGGGCCUGCUGGGCAACGCUGUGGUCAUCACGGUGCUGGCCCGCAGCCGGCCGGGCCGAGCCCGCAGCACCACCAACAUCUUCAUCCUGAAUCUGAGCGUGGCCGACCUGUCCUACCUGCUCUUCUGCGUGCCCUUCCAGGCCACCGUCUAUGUUUUGCCCACUUGGGUGCUGGGCGCCUUCGCCUGCAAGUUUGUCCACUACUUUUUCACCGUCUCCAUGCUGGUCAGCAUCUUCACGCUGUCUGCCAUGUCUGUGGACCGCUACGUGGCCAUCGUACGCGCACGCAGCUCCUCGUCUGUGCGCGUGGCCCGGAAUGCCCUGCUGGCUGUCCUGGUCAUCUGGCUGUUGUCUCUGGCCAUGGCGGGACCAGUUGCCUAUUACCAACGUAUCAUCGAACGAGCAGACAAUGCCACCUACUGCUGGGAGCUGUGGCCACAGGCGCAUCACAAGAAGAUCUACGUGGUGUGCACCUUCGUGUUCGGAUACGUGUUGCCACUGCUGCUUAUCUCAUUCUGCUAUGCCAGGGUUUUAAAUCACUUGAGCAAAAAGCUCAAAAACAUGUCCAAAAAAUCUGAGGCUUCUAAAAGGAAGACGGCGCAGACGGUGUUAGUGGUAGUGGUGGUUUUUUGUCUCUCCUGGCUUCCCCACCAUGUGGUGCACCUGUGGGUGGAGUUUGGCUCCUUCCCCCUAAACCAGGCCUCCUUCAUUUUUCGGGUGGUUGCCCACUGCCUCGCCUACAGCAACUCCUCCGUCAACCCCAUCAUCUAUGCCUUCCUCUCUGAAAACUUCAGAAAGGCCUACAAGCAGGUGUUCAAGUGCCAAAUCACCAGUGAGUCGCCACUAAAUGACAUCAAGGAGGUCCGCAGUAAAGCUGAAACCCCUCCCUCCACUAACUGCACUAAUGUCUGAUGUGUUUCAGGGUUUUGGAGCAGACUGGAGGAUUAGGACUGUCUACAAAGCCUGAAAAUUAAAGCUGCAUAAUACUGGGGCUGAUCCUUAUAGUAUAAACUCUGUGCUUGACCCUGCCAGUGUGAUGCUGUUGACAUUAUUCCACAAACAUUUCUCUCAUUCUUUCAGCUUCUUUGGAGUUAGUGGUGGAAAAAAUCAGAUUUUCCCAAAUAGCCCGUAAAUGUAGUCAGUCUGCAGGAUAUGUUUGGUAUUUGAUCUGUAAAACUGACAAUAAUGGAGGCUAUAACUAAAAUGUGUCAUGCACUUGAAAAAAAAAAAGUGUGUCAUGCACUUAAGUCAGAGAAUCCACUUAAGCAAAUCUACUUAGGUGUGUGUGAGGAUUAAAGCAUGGUAACACCGUGGUGGGCCGGAAGGUUGCCAAUUUGAUCUUCUCGGCUGACAGUCCGUGACUGAGGUGUCCUUGAGCAAGACACCUAACUCUCAGUUGCUCCCCAGAUGCCGUAGAUAUGGCUGCUCACCGCUCCCGGCAAGUGUGCUCACUGCCCACUAGUGUGUAUAUGGGUGUUUCACUGCAUGGAUGGGUUUUAUUUUCAGGGCAAAACUAAUGAAGCAAACUUUAGGCAACAAACAUGUCUUGGCUGAACUACUACAUUUGGAAUAUGGUCCAUUUGAGCCUUAGAAUGUAAUGUCAGGAAUGGUCAGCAUUAAUGAUAAUGUCAUUACCAUUAAAGGUUUAUAACAGUAUUAGCAGUAGGCUCUGGAGCAGGUUAAAUGUAUUUAAAUGUGAGUAAUGGGAUUAAUGUGAGUUCAGAACAUACCUUUCAAUAGGAAGAUUGUUCUGUGUAGCACAAUGAAAAGUCUUCUCACUGGUGCACACAAUGCAUGGUACACAUAGCAGUGCACAAUAAAAAAGUACAGAAGCGCAAGGUGGUAGAGUGCAGACAAAUGCUGGAAUUACACAGACAAAUGACAUGGUUUUUUAAGCAUUUCACUCAGCACUAAAAGUGUGAGACCAGCACAUCCUUCUGCAGCAAGUUUUUCUUCUAUUCACUGGUGUAGUACGCCUCUGCAUACAAAGAAGCUGCAUUCAAAAGGUUGAACGCCCCCAGUGACCCCCGGUUGAGGUUCUAUGUGAAAAUAAGUCAGCACAUCUAAAGACUUAAAUAUGGCAUAUUUGUGCAAUUGUUUUUGCACACUUUUUUUAUUUUAUUUAUUGAGUUUAACAUUUGGAUGAACAUAAAAUGUACAGUGUAAAAUGUGCCCACAGUAUGUUGCAUAGCUGUGUAGAGCAUCAAUAUGUAAUUUGACCAAGGAUGCACCAACUUUUGUAAAUGACUGUGUUUAUUUAUUUGCAUGUAGACAACACUGUAUGUGUCAGGUGUGUUUAUUGUGCCUUUAUUUAUGUUAAGCCUCAUUAGAAAGAAAUGGGACAUGCUCAUGUAUAACCUCAUUUGAAUGUGUAUUCAGCCAUUGUAAUGACACAUAAACUGCUUCUUUGUAUUUUAUUAUAA
Molecule: messenger RNA, 2796 nt
Organism: Pygocentrus nattereri (red-bellied piranha)
Lineage: Eukaryota; Metazoa; Chordata; Actinopteri; Characiformes; Serrasalmidae
Product: galanin receptor type 1
Exons: 3
Coding region: 260-1285 (341 amino acids)
Biological process (GO): negative regulation of adenylate cyclase activity; neuropeptide signaling pathway; positive regulation of cytosolic calcium ion concentration
Cellular component (GO): membrane
Molecular function (GO): galanin receptor activity
Source: RefSeq, a predicted model, not a curated record